Molecule: messenger RNA, 1338 nt
Organism: Mytilus trossulus (common blue mussel)
Lineage: Eukaryota; Metazoa; Mollusca; Bivalvia; Mytilida; Mytilidae
Product: potassium voltage-gated channel protein Shaw-like
Exons: 2
Coding region: 1-1338 (445 amino acids)
Biological process (GO): potassium ion transmembrane transport; protein homooligomerization
Cellular component (GO): membrane; voltage-gated potassium channel complex
Molecular function (GO): voltage-gated potassium channel activity
Source: RefSeq, a predicted model, not a curated record
AUGGCAGGAGGACGUUGUAUUUCAAAUAGAGGAAUAAAACACGAAUUUUCAGAUCAACUAUUAAAAAGAAUUCGUGAAACUAACUCAGAUGCCGCAGAUCAUAUCUUAGCAACAAUUAAGGAUGAUUCUAAAUGUAUGGACUUUCAAAUCAACAGACACACAACGUCUACAAACAAUAUAUUUGAUUAUUUAAAUGGUGGAAAACUACACAUGCCAGAAGACAUAUGUCCACAGAAAUUUAACGAAGAACUGGAAUUUUGGGGAUUACCAGAAACUGAAUUAGAAUCGUGUUGCUUCACUAAAUAUAUUUCAUACUUUGAUAACCUACAAGUUUUAACUGUUUUAGAGGAAGGGGAAUGCAAAAGAAAUACUAUGUUUGAAAUAGUAGCGACGAUGGCCGGCGGGAACGGAUGGAGGUCUGUACAAGCGAGAGUGUGGUCUGUUAUGGAAUAUCCUACUUCCUCUAUGUUAGCCAAGAUAUAUUUAUACAUCAGCAAUGCGAUAGUCUUGCUGUCUUUAUUCCUACUGGUCAGCAGCACACAUCCAUUAUUUAGAAGGAAAUUAACAAAAGAUGAAUGGUUUGAUUACUUCACUGAGGAGGAGGAGGAACUGUUCGAUGAUUACUGGUUUAAUGAAACAUAUUACGACACCGCAAUUAUACUACCAAAACAUGUUUACGUUGAAAUCGAUGCUUUUUGGUAUCUCAAAAUGAUAACAUUGGCGUACUUUACGAUUGAACUUAUCUGCAAACUUAUAGUGUUUCCUUUGCCAUGGAGGGAGUUUAUUACAUUUUUAAACUUCAUAGACGUUUUGGCCCUUAUUGUAAUGUAUACGUCGCUCAUCGUAGAUCAAGUGAAUCCUAAAGAGGUAUAUAAGGAUUCUGGUCAUGAUAUUGUGUAUUCACUUCAGUUAUUUCGAGUCUUUCGAUUAUUUCGACUGGUAAGGCACAUCAGCGGAUUCCGAAUAUUGGUGUACACGUUACGUGCUAGUGUGGGGGAUUUAUUAGUUAUGCUGCUAACUUUGUGUACAGCUGUUUUGUUGUUCUCGUCUCUCGCCUACUUCUCGCAAGAUUCUGCCUUUGCACAUAUCCCUGACGCUGCAUGGUGGGCUAUUGUCACUCUAACGACAGUUGGUUAUGGAGAUAUCUACCCGACAACUGUCCAAGGAAGGCUGAUCGCGUCAAUUUGUGCAAUAACUGGGGUGUGCCUUCUUGCUCUACUGAUUCCGGUACUCGUUAAUAAUUUUCUGUUAUUCUACUCUCACUAUGUUGGAAUAGAAAGACGACAAAACGCGAAGAAAAACGUUAUCACGAGAAAGUCGUCAGUUGGACCAAAGUAG